Molecule: messenger RNA, 986 nt
Organism: Dermatophagoides farinae (American house dust mite)
Lineage: Eukaryota; Metazoa; Arthropoda; Arachnida; Sarcoptiformes; Pyroglyphidae
Product: ADP-ribosylation factor-like protein 6
Molecular function (GO): GTPase activity; GTP binding
Source: RefSeq, a predicted model, not a curated record
UCAUGUUUUUCACUGUGUCAUCGUCAACAGCUUUUUGUUUGUUUAAUUUUUUGGUCACUAAACAUUGAAUCCGAUUGUCGAUCAAGAUGUCAUCAUUUUUUGGACGAUUUCUCACCAUUCUUGGUCUAAAACGUCGUGAAGCAAAUGUUUUGGUUGUCGGCCUAGAUAACUCGGGAAAAUCUACCAUAUUGAAUUAUUUGAAACGUAAAGAAGAUCAAGUAGAAGAGAUUGUACCGACUGUUGGCUAUACUGUCGAACGUUUAUCCGGCAUAGAACGUAAUCGCUCGGGUAUUGCAUUGACAGCGUUCGAUAUGUCUGGCCAGGGUCGUUAUCGUAAUCUUUGGGAACAUUAUUAUGAUAGUGUUGAAGGUAUUAUUUUUGUUGUCGAUUCAACCGAUGCCUUACGAUUAGUCGUUGCUCGUGAUGAAUUGGAAAUGUUGCUCAAACAUCAGCAAGUUGUUUUGGAUAAUAAAAGUCGAAUGAAUGAUAAACAAAAUGGUGUACAUGAUGAUGGUCAUGAUGAAUCUAACAAGAAUGGUCCUAAUCAUGAGGAUUUAUCAACAGAUAUGAAUCAAUCAAUCAAUAAUGACCGAUCGACAUCAUCGAAACAGGAUAUUCCUAUUUUGUUUUUUGCUAAUAAAAUGGAUCUUAAAGAAGCGUUACCAACAGUAAAAAUUAGCCAAACAUUGGGUCUACAUCAACUACCACAUAAACAAUGGCAUGUACAAUCAUCAAAUGCAUUGACCGGUGAUGGCGUACAGGAAGGUAUUGAUUGGUUAUUGGUACAAUUGGCUAACAAUAAGAAACUUCACAAUUCAAACAGCAACAACAACAACAACAACAACAACAACUAUAAUCAAUCAUUGAAGCAACAACCGUUGAAAUAAUGAUAAAAUCUGAUGACUAAAUUAUUCCGAUCGAUUAGUAGUGAAUAUUCUUCAAUUUUUUCUCUCCCAUUCAUUUUUUAUUCUAAGCUGAUCAAUAAG